Glarea lozoyensis ATCC 20868 is the source of this 939-nucleotide messenger RNA. RefSeq names its product Chaperone J-domain-containing protein. The record is from RefSeq and is a predicted model, not a curated record. Gene Ontology annotation, cellular component: cytoplasm; nucleus. NCBI's taxonomy places the organism in Eukaryota, Fungi, Ascomycota, Leotiomycetes, Helotiales, Helotiaceae. The transcript has 2 exons. Gene Ontology annotation, molecular function: heat shock protein binding. The coding region runs from base 1 to 939 and encodes 312 amino acids.
AUGCCACCACGUAAACGCAAAGACGAGGAAGAAGAGCUCGUGGACGAGGAGCCACCAUCUAUCGAACCCUACAAAGUUCUUGCUCUGGAAAAGUCUGCUACUGCCGACGAGAUCAAAUAUGCAUAUCGAAAGGCUGCGCUGAAACACCAUCCAGACAAGGCUCCUGAGCAUCUGAAAGAUGAAGCUCAUACCAAAUUCCAGGAGAUAGCAUUCGCGUAUGCCGUCUUGUCAGAUCCCAUCAGACGGAAACGAUAUGAUGUGACCGGCUCAACAUCCGAAUCUAUUGACGCCGAUGGUUUUAGUUGGUCUGAGUUUUACUCGGAGCAGUUCAAAGACGUGAUAACCUCAGAAGCUAUCGAGAUAUUCUCCAAAGGAUACAAAGGAUCAGAUGAAGAAAAGGAUGACCUCUUGGACGCUUACACGAAGGCUAAAGGUAAAUGGAGUGGCAUAUAUUCAACGGUCAUGCUCAGCGAUCCUCUUGAAGAUGAAGAUAGGUUCAGGGAAAUCAUUGAUAAAGCUAUCGCGCAAGAUGAGGUCAAGCCAUUCAAAGCAUAUACGGGUGAGACAGAGAAAGCAAAGGAGAACAGAAUGAAGCAGGCGAGAAAGGAGGGCAAGGAAGCUAUGGAGUAUGCCCAAGAACUUGGGGUUGCUGACAAGUUAUUUGGAAAAAGCAAAGGAAAGAAAGAUAGUGGUGAGGAUGGGCUAGCAGCUUUGAUCAGAAAGCGUCAGGCCGACCGAGGCUCUUUCUUCGAUAAUCUGGAGGCAAAAUAUUCGAAUGAAAAGAAGCCAAAGAAAGGAAAAGGGAAGAAGAGGGUCUCGGAAGACGAGGAUGAUGAAGAUGAAAUGCCAUCGGAGGAAGCUUUUCAAGCCGCUGCAGCGAGACUAAAGAGCCAGGCUGGCGAUGAGGAAAAGCCUAAGAAGAAGCGUGCAAAGCGUUGA